ACCCGUUAUGAUAAGAUGAUCCAGUAUAUUUGGGCCAUUUGUAGCUCCAAAUUGACUGUUGAUGGCUUCUCUAAUGGCAGAGCAGACGGAUGAAGCAGAAGUCAAUCAAUCCACGAAGCAAUCUCAAUCUUUUGUGGAAGUGAUUUGCAAAUGCACCGGCAAGACUUGGCGAUUUGCUGCUGGAACAGAGGCAAAAUUCGCACUGAAAUUUAUCAAUAGUAGUAGCGUUGAUUCUAUCCCGGCAGACCAACCUGCAACUUAUGUUGAAGCUGUUAAAGAUGGGGAAGUGCCUGUGAUUUUUGGCCCCAAUUCAAUUCUUGUGAGUUAUGGCAAAGGAUGGAAAUUGCAGCCAGUCACCGAGACAACAAAAGGUUUUUCAAGAAGGAUGCCUGAUGAUUACGCAGCAGCAAGACCUGCAUAUAUGCCUCCGGUUUUGGACAACUCACAUUCUGCAAAGAGAAAAUCACAAGCUGCUGCUCUAAGCCCUAUCUACAUUGGAAAGAUAUUGCUUGUAUUUGUCCUAAUGUUCUUUGUUGGUGCCCUCUUCACCUUGUUGCUGGAUAACCUUCCACAGCUUUUAUCUAGAUAUGGGCUCGACGUUGAAUAGCGUCUUUGAGAUACAUAUAAGCCUGUAUUUAAGAGCAGUUGCUUGGGUAAAAAAAUCUGAAAUAUUUGCCUGUGGUUCAUGUUAUAUUGUAAAGCUCUUCCAAAAGAAUUGUUGCUUGUCAUCACUUGUUGUCUUACUGCUGUAUUUGCUAAUCUGAUAUUGAAAAUUUUCCAACUUUCCUAUCCUGGGCAUUGUAAUGGGUCAGAAACAUAAAAUUGCAUGUUUUGAUUGA
Solanum lycopersicum (tomato) is the source of this 839-nucleotide messenger RNA. RefSeq lists its product as uncharacterized. The record is from RefSeq and is a predicted model, not a curated record. NCBI's taxonomy places the organism in Eukaryota, Viridiplantae, Streptophyta, Magnoliopsida, Solanales, Solanaceae.